Tilletiaria anomala UBC 951 is the source of this 749-nucleotide messenger RNA. Its product is annotated as DUF788-domain-containing protein. Bases 100 to 672 code for a protein of 190 amino acids. Gene Ontology annotation, cellular component: intracellular membrane-bounded organelle. Gene Ontology annotation, biological process: vacuolar protein processing. Lineage: Eukaryota; Fungi; Basidiomycota; Exobasidiomycetes; Georgefischeriales; Tilletiariaceae. The record is from RefSeq and is a predicted model, not a curated record. The transcript has 3 exons.
GUCCUACGGAACCCCUCACUCACCCUUGCGUUGGCCGGACGUACCUGAACUUCGAGCGGUGUAUAUGUGGUAGCCCUGACCGACCGAGCCGUACACAAGAUGGCACGAGCAGCUGCGAAGCGGGUUUCGUCGCAAAAUGCCUCGACGCUCGCAACAUUGCUCUAUGGCUUCCUGAUCUCGUCAACCAUGCACGUGCUUUUCCGCUUUGUGCUGUAUCGCUCCACAGCCUCGACUCGACAUGUCGUAUACUUUGUUCUCACGGAGGCGUUGGCAGUCGCGCUGUGGCUGCAGUUGCAGAAUAUGGCCAAGUCGGGCGACGAUCUGGCGCAAGGGGGACUGACUGCGUACAUGUUCGAUAUCAUUUAUGUCACAUGGGCUGUCCACGUCCUUUCAGCUGCCAUCUCGUCCAAAUUCUGGUGGCUGUAUAUGGCCAUACCAGCGUAUGCCAUCUUUAUCCUGUACCGCAAAGCGCUGGUACCCUUCGUUCUCGGCGGGCGAGAUCCGCUCGCUCGCAUCUUUAGCGCUUUGCGUGGCGGAAGCGGUAAGAGCAGCAAGGACAGCGGCGCAAAGGGUCAGGAGGAAGACGCGACACAAGGGAUGAGCAAGCGUCAGCAGAAGCUGCAGAAACGGCAGGAGAAGGGUGAUCCGCGCGUGCAGGUGCGGCGGCGAUGAGCAGGGCGGUGCUGUUCUUGACCAUGGAUCCUUCCUUCGCACCGGUGUCUCGUAUCACCGUACUCUUGCAAUUCCAU